CGCUGCUCAGACCUCUGCUGCGAAGUACAUUAAGGUUUGCCGUGGGGAAAAAAAAAUCAACUUAAUUCAGUCUCUUCCUACUUCCAAAGAUAAAUUAAAAGCAAACAUGGAUCGCCUGCUUUGAGUUACUGAUCCUCAAAAAUGUAUCGACACAUUUGGACUCAAGAUUUUUACUCUUCUAAGCACACGUAAGUAAACACGCCAUGCUUUGGUGUUCCUGCUAUAGCGAUACUUCACAUGGACUCUGGAACACGACGGCAAGGUGAAGAUUUGUGAGGUAAAGGCUUUGCUUACUUGGAGGGAGUGUAGGUAACACAUUUCAUAUAUGUUUUGAACUGCUUCGAAACGGUUUCAUGAGUUUCGAAAUAAAUUAUUGUUGAUCUACGUCAUAGUAAUGAAUAAAUCAUGCCCUUCCCCCCCUCACCGGCCAACACCCCUCCAAUCACAUGCACUACGCCUGGCGGUGAGGUGACGGGAGGCCGAGGGUGAUGCGUCUGCGCUCUCUGACCCGAAAAUGAUGGGAUCCUGAGGGUUGUUGGAGCUUCUGUUGAGACAGCCGGUUCAGUAUUGGCCUGGCAGCAGUGAGCGGCGGGUGCUUGGUGGUCGAGCGCGAGGGCAGCUCUCCUCCCUUCCUUCGAUAACGUGUGUUGUGUUCUUGCCGGGAUGAGUCGUGGCGGCUGAACAUCACAACUUCCGGAGUGCGAGAAGGAAGGAGAACCAUGGAAAGUAGACGUAUGAAGUUGUGAUUAAGUUGUGUUGUACUAUAUCAAACUUCCUCGCUCGGUGGUGCGGCGACACCAAGACACAGGAACGGGAGUUUGUGAGUGUUAAUGAUCCUGCACGGACCCCGGCGAGGAGCGAUGGGCGAGUGUUGCAGUGACGGCGUGGCAGCGGCGGUCAUGGUGGUGGUGGUGUCCAUGGUAGUGGUGGUGGUGUCGGCGGGGAUGGUGGUGGCCCCAGGACCCCAAAGAGGCCAAGAUGCUAGACCAGCUCCUGAAAGCAUCCUGUCCCGCUACCCCGGCCAGGACGAAUUCAGAAGUCCUACACGCACGGUUUGGGCCAUCGAGGGAGAGUCCUGCCUCCUUCCAUGUGACCUGACCUCCUCACAAGCUGGUGGCCGCGCUCUCCUCGUCCUCUGGUACAAGGAAGGAAUCACCAGCACACUAUAUAGUUACGACGUGCGAGGGGUCCCGGCCAAACACUACAGCAACCCUCAGCACUUCGACACGAGAGCAACCUUCGACACUGCCUCGCUCAUCGUCAAGAGAGUAAGAAUAGAGGACGCUGGAGUGUAUAGUUGUCGAGUUCACUUCAACACAGGCCCUUCCCUCACCUAUACUACCAACCUCACUGUUAUUGUGCCUCCGCGUCGCCUUGCAAUCUAUGAUGACCUUGGGUGUUGGUCGGGCGGCGUGGGUCCCCUGCGAGAAGGCGACACACUCCGUCUCACCUGCAGGGCUCGAGGUGGCUCCCCGCCCCCUACCGUCACCUGGUGGGAGGCUGCCACGCCCCUAGAUCUUAACAUGGAAGUGCAGGAUAUCCAAGAGGUCAAUAAUUUACUGGUAGUGCCGAAGCUAAGCCGAAAUGAUCUCCACCGUACUUUUGUUUGUCAAGCUUCUAACUCUAACUUGACAGCGCCUCUGCUCUCGACCGUCACUCUUGAUAUGAAUUUCUCGCCUCUGUGGAUUCAUUUGCUGAGUAGCCGGGAUCCGAUGAGCGCCGGGUGGCCCUACGCGGUGGUCUGCAACUCAGCGGGGUCACGGCCUCCAGCUAUCGUCACCUGGCAGCUGGGCAACACCACACUCACCUCACACACGGAGAAGGUUAGUGAUGACGGGAACGUGACGACCAGUGAGUUACGCUGGACGCCGAGUGUUCAGGAUGUGGGGAAGGUGCUGUCCUGCCAAGCGAAAUCCCCAGCUGUACCUUACCCAAUACUGAAGGACGAAUGGAAGCUGAAUAUCUACUAUGUGCCUGUCGUGUCCUUGGCGGCAGGUCGUACAAUAGACAUGGAUGACAUAGAAGAGGACGACGAUGUGUACUUUGAAUGCUUCGUCAAGGCAAACCCGAGGACUUACAAGAUGGUUUGGCUACACGAGUCUGAGGAGCUGCGCCACAACCCUUCGCGUGGCGUCCUCAUCAGCAACCAAACCCUCGUCCUGCAACACGUGACCAGAGCGUCGUCAGGGAACUACUACUGCGUCGCCUCCAAUAUUCAGGGGGACGGUCACUCCAAUCCACUACGUCUGAAGGUUAAGUACGCGCCUCUUUGCACCAACACGCAUCCGGUCUACCACGGCGCCGCCAGGUACGAGCAGGUGAACAUCCCGUGCCAGGUGGAGGCAUACCCAGAGCCACACGCCUUCAAGUGGACCUUCAACAACAGCGGCGAGAGUAUUGACAUAAGUGAGGAACAUGUGUUGGUGGAAGGCGCCCGCUCCACUGUGAGCUACACGGCCAACACGGAGCUGGACUACGGCACGCUACUCUGCUGGGGCGUCAACUCUGUGGGCCAGCAACGGAAGCCUUGUGUCUUUCAUGUUUUCCCAGCGGGCCAUCCUGACCCUGUGCACAACUGUUCCAUGUUCAACCUAUCCAUGUCCAAAGUCAACGUGCGCUGCGUGGCGGGCUUCGAUGGGGGACUACCGCAGGAUUUUUUGCUGCAACUGCGGUACCACGGCCAGAAGCGAGUGUUGGCCAACGUGACGAGCAAGGUGCCAAGGUUCUCCGUGACCGGCAUUCCACCAGGGCGGGUGCUGGUGGGGGCAGUUUGGGCGUACAACAACAAGGGGCGCGGGGAGCCGGUCACCAUCCGACUCUUCACGCUGAAGGAUCAAGCCGAGAAGCGGACAGCGGCCGUGAAACCCUCCCCUCCCUCGGACCCUCCCCCGGGACCCCUGGCCGUGCAGCCUCUGGUGGCGGUGGUGUCUGGGGCUGUUGGAGGUGUCGUGGUGGUAAUAUUAGUGGUGCUGGUGACUGUGAGGUUGUGCCACGGACGGUUGGGCCGCCCAGACCCCAGGCGACAGGCUGCAGCAGACGCCGCCGUGCCUAGUGCCACCCCCUCACCCCCCACAGGGAAAGACUCGGCAGCGUGGGUAGUGGGCGGCGUCCGUACAAUCAGCUGUCCCUCCCUGGCCGCUCCAUACACGCCCAUUCCAGGCACGCCGCGCCCUUCGCCCGAGCAGGUGUACCAGUACGGCUAUGGCGCAAAGGUGGAGUCGUGUGCUGCCCUGGCGCUCAGUGGAUCCGUGCCUCACCUGCUACCUCGGCCUCACAAGGAACACGAAGAGGAGCACAGCGUCAUUCCUCAUCCACCCUUCCCACCACACCAUUCUGGGUCUGACAGCUCGAGGGGGAGAGGAAUAAAGCGCCACGAUCCCGCCAGAAGGUCGCUUCCGUCUGUAAGAUUAGAAGCUCCGCCAGAGGAUAGAAAGACGACACUCUUGUUUACACCAGGACACGAGAGUUCCGUAUGAGACUCUACCGACUUGAAACUUGCGUCAGUCGUCAAGUUUCACAACCGUUUCUACACUGAAGACGCUUCGUUCAAGAAGGCGUGAGGGGACAACCCGCCACGAGUCAGCCUCCAAGAUGUGCUGCUGUAAAUGUUAAUGUUCCCAGUUUUAGACGGGAAGACAAACUAAGAUGUACUUUGAUAUGUUUCUCAUAAAGUAUCCAUUUUUGUAACGUGUGUCCAACGGAGUGGAGAGCGGUGUGUGUGUGUGUGUGUGUGUGUGUGUGUGUGUGUGUGUGUGUGUGUAUGUGUGUGUUUGUGGGUUUGUGGUUCGGGCAAAAGAGCAAUUUUGCAUACAAAUUUAAAUAACUAAGUCAAUUUCAACUUUUCCCAUCAUAUCACUUUGGUUUUUAAAAUAUCGAAUGACUAAGUCAGAGAUAUUUGUUUGCUUCGCAGUAUAUUUCCUUUUCUAUAAUCCACGCAUGAAACAUUCUGGUCGCUUUUGUGUUUUUAAAUAUUUCAUACUUUUCAAAUCAUUGCGGUACCUGCCUAUCCCUUUAUAGGCCGUGCAUUUUGUAUACCUUACUGCAGCGAUAACUGAGUAACUGAUAAGCACCAGGCAAAGCGAUCUCACUCACUGCUGCGGGAGAUAACAAACGUUGCCCCGACUGAAUAGAGAAGCCAGUGAUAUGACCAGACUUUUUGUGUGACGGAGGGGGGAGAGAGGGACACACGCUGCACGGUUGUACGAUCCCGUCUGUGGUGCGCUGAUAGUAUUUCUGUGACGAUUUAAUUAACAACAGAUACUCAACAGUUAAUAAGAAGCCACAUUUCCGUUCUAAUUUCCGGAUCAUUUUGAGAGAUCCGGAAAUGGUAUUAAAAAUUGCUCGUUUCCUGAUCUGUAUA
Portunus trituberculatus (swimming crab) is the source of this 4360-nucleotide messenger RNA. RefSeq names its product nephrin-like. The record is from RefSeq and is a predicted model, not a curated record. Gene Ontology annotation, molecular function: protein binding. Lineage: Eukaryota; Metazoa; Arthropoda; Malacostraca; Decapoda; Portunidae.